Molecule: messenger RNA, 1641 nt
Organism: Hevea brasiliensis (rubber tree)
Lineage: Eukaryota; Viridiplantae; Streptophyta; Magnoliopsida; Malpighiales; Euphorbiaceae
Product: homocysteine S-methyltransferase 2
Exons: 7
Coding region: 224-1252 (342 amino acids)
Biological process (GO): S-methylmethionine cycle
Molecular function (GO): S-adenosylmethionine-homocysteine S-methyltransferase activity; zinc ion binding
Source: RefSeq, a predicted model, not a curated record
UGUGAUUUUGUCAUACCUUGAAGGCAAAGUUGUAAAUUACCCUAAUGAAGAGGGUAGUUGGGGACUUGGGUGUAAAUCGCAAUUGCAAACCAGUAUUUGCGUCAUCUAGCGGUAGCUGUUCCAGUGCGAGCCGCGUCUCACAGGCUGACUGCCAAAGUGCUACACAAAUCAGAAAAGAAACAAAAAACAAAAAUCACCGGUUCUCCGUCGGAACAACUCGCAGAUGGGACAUUCCGGAGCCCAGAAUUCGCCGUUGUUGACAGAUUUCCUCCGCCAGUCCGGCGGCGUCGCCAUCAUUGACGGUGGUCUAGCCACGGAGCUCGAACAGCAUGGCGCUGACCUCAACGAUCCCCUUUGGAGUGCCAAGUGUCUUCUUACUUCUCCACACCUUAUCCGUACGGUGCACCUUGACUAUCUUGAAGCAGGUGCUGAUAUUAUUAUCACGGCAUCUUAUCAGGCCACCAUUCAGGGUUUUGAAGCAAAAGGCUUCUCUAGUGAAGAAAGUGAAGCCUUGCUUAAAAGAAGUGUGGAAAUUGCCUGUGAGGCAAGGGAUAUUUAUUAUGAGAGAUGUCAAGCUGGAGCUUCUGAUGGUAAUAAUGACAAUAGGGUUCUGAAACAGCGCCCCAUUUUAGUUGCAGCUUCUGUUGGCAGCUAUGGAGCAUAUUUGGCUGAUGGAUCCGAGUACAGUGGGAAUUAUGGUGAUGAAGUUACCUUGGAAACCUUGAAAGAUUUUCAUCGCAGAAGGGUUCAGGUAUUGGCAGAAUCAGGUGCUGACCUCAUAGCAUUUGAAACAGUUCCAAAUAAGGUAGAAGCUCAGGUUUAUGCUGAGCUCUUAGAGGAAGAAAACAUAAAGAUUCCUGCAUGGUUCUCCUUUAACUCAAAGGAUGGUAUCAAUGUAGUUAGUGGUGAUUCUUUGGUUGAAUGUGCCUCAAUCGCUGAAUCAUGUGGGAAAGUAGUUGCUGUGGGAAUCAACUGCACACCUCCUAGGUUUAUCCAUGGACUGAUAUUAUCUGUCAAGAAGGUGACCUCCAAACCAAUACUUAUAUAUCCAAACAGUGGGGAGAGCUAUGAUGCUGAUCUAAAAGAGUGGGUGCAAAAUACUGGUGUAUCAGAUGAAGAUUUUGUGUCAUGUAUAAACAAAUGGUGUGAGGUUGGGGCUUCCCUUGUUGGUGGCUGCUGUAGAACAACUCCAAACACUAUCAAAGCUAUAUACAGGACUCUCUCCGAUAGAUCUCCUGCUCUGCCAUUGUAGCGACCUCAGUGAUUUCACAUGGAAGGAGCAGAACAGUUACAAAUCUGAUUAGGCUGUUUAAUGGGCUUGCAUGGUCUUGAUAUUUUUGCCAUCGUUUGUGAUAUGGAGAGAGGGAUCUGGCAGCCUACACUCAAGAAAAGGGUUGAAAUUUUUGUUCUAGCAGAAGAGAUGUCUUACAUGAGCUACUUAGAGGGAAUAUCACUAGGUGUGAGAAUCACGAAUAUGCUGGCAAUAUUAGGAGUAAGGAUUGACAGCGUUUGUUUCUGUUUAUGGCCUUUUGUACUGGAAGGUUGUAUUGCUAAUUAAACAAAGUUCCUCGUAAUAAUUGCUGAAAAAACUAUGUAACUGGAAUGCUCGGUUGGUCUAUUAUUCUUCCAUGAUCGUGCCAA